This is a messenger RNA of Trichoplusia ni (cabbage looper), 2184 nucleotides long. RefSeq lists its product as uncharacterized. Lineage: Eukaryota; Metazoa; Arthropoda; Insecta; Lepidoptera; Noctuidae. Bases 408 to 2099 code for a protein of 563 amino acids. The transcript is spliced from 3 exons. The record is from RefSeq and is a predicted model, not a curated record.
ACACAGAAACUGAUGAUUCUGACUCGGAACCUUCUCUCGUAGACAUCACAUUCGAUGAUGAGAACUAUUUCCAAAAUGAACAUAAUCUUAAUAGGAAACAAAAUGAUGAAUCUUCUAAAAAAUCAGAAACAAUAAGAAUAAAGUUUGAAAGUGAUGAUGAUGAAGACGAUCAGGACGAGUCCGAUGAUGAUGAGGAUGCGGAUGAGUCUCAGGAUCUUGAUGAUCAAGAAUUCGAAGAGAGUACUAGUAAACCUAUUAAAUUCGAAGGUGAACAGAAUGAAAAUGACGAUGAAAUCAAAAAAGGCUCAACUACUAAACCUAAAAGUGUGGUUUUUGAAAAACAAAAAGCUCGGAAGAAAAAACCAAUACGAGAACGAAAACUUCGUAAUGUGGAGAAUCCUGGACUAAUGUCAAUGAUCGCACCCUACCCCGGGGUUGGAUACUAUGGAUAUCCCGGAUACGGGUACCUGGGUACUCCACAAUCUAGUUACCCUGCUUCAACAGGAGUAUAUCCAGCUACCAUUUCCCCUUAUGAUUACCCACCUUCGUACCCAGGAAUGGCAUAUCCAACGCAAACUUACCCCGGCUUCGCACAAUACCCUGGAUCAACAUACCCACCCGUCAAUUCGGGGUAUAUUACUACAUAUCCGACGCCAGGGUACCAAAAUCUAGUUGAUACAAGACCAGCGAAUCCUGUAGUCUAUCCUGGACCUGCGAAGGUAGAUCGCGGACCUUCGAUACGGUAUCCAGGACAAGGAUAUCCGAGUGGACCCAGUCCAAAUCAACCACAGAAUGUCCAAAGCAACCCUCCUUACAAUUCGGGUUACACUGGGUCUUUUUAUCAAGCCUAUCCUUCUACUACUGGUAGUUACGCUCCUGCAUCUGCGUAUCCUAGUGCUGCUGCUACUGGUUACCCGUCUUCGUAUCCCGGUGACUCAAGUUCUCAGUAUCCUGGUCAAAGUCAGUCGCCAUAUAGUCCGGGAUAUCAGACUGGGUAUCCAUCAGGAGCCAAUGGACCUUACCGUCCAAACCGCCGUCCGAAAUCAUUAACCCAGCGCGCAGUGUCCGCGGUGGCAGAAGCAUUGACAUCAAUAGCGUUGUAUGAUGAUUACCAGUGCGUGCCGCGCAUGUUGUGCGAGGUGGCGGGAGGCAGCACGGCGUCCUCGCCGACCCUGCAGAAGGCGACUGCUGGCCUGCAGCCGUUGUUGGGUUUGCUCCAGUCAUUCAACGGCGUCAGUGCCUCCCCCCUCUUGGUGUUCGGCCGCGCAGCAGUCCUCGGCGUAACCUCCAAAAACAACCCAGCAGCCUGCAGCAAAGCCUACCCUCAGUGUCCUAACGACCCUGAAAAACUUAUCUACUACCUCAACAACCAUAACGGUGGCUUCUUUAGAUUCUUCGGCCAACCAGAGCUUUCUCAACCCCAUAAUUUGGAACAAUUUUAUGGGUACCUUGCUGGUCAAUAUGGACUUUUGCAACCGCCAGGAGCAACCAACAGGUACCCCAAUACUGGUGGUUAUGGUUUGCUACCUCAAUAUCGUGAACUGAAUAAUAAUAGAGAAUUCAAUGACGUACAGAGUGAGGCAGAAGAACGGAUACAGAACAAACCACAUGUGAAUGCUUUAGAUGACGUCAGUUCUUAUGAUUCUGAUGAUGGUUCAAAAUUUACAUUCCCUGAAGAAGACAAAAGAAGAGACAAAGAACACGUUUUCAGAAGAGAACCAGAACGAACGAUCAGAGAUAGUAAUAGUCUGAAAUUCCCUGAUGAUAGACCCGCUGAUGAAACACGAGAUUAUCGCAAACCAAUUGAUUAUGUGCGAAAACAGAAAAGCAUAUUAUUCCCUGGAGAAAAUAAUUACCAAAGCAAUGACGAAAAUAAUUUUAAUUACAAUGAUUAUAACAAUGUAUAUCAAAAUCAUCAAAGGCUAGUAGCUGUAAAUAGUAAUACAGAUGACUUUAUUUUUGAUUAUGCUCAUAAUAUAUAUGUGAAGCGCCCUAGAGAAGUGGAACCGAAUGAUUUGACCACAGUUUACGUGGUCAGAGGUAAUGGUGACCCGAACCAUCCAGAAAUUGUGCGAGUUAGACCUGGACAGAGCGUUUGAAUACCAAAUAUAAGUUAUAUGAAUAGAGAUACUAAUAAACUUACCAAAAUGUCACAAACAGCUGUCAUCAUUUCUAGCUAAGUUA